GGAAAAAAGAGGGUAGCCCAUUUUGUGUCAAUCAGAGACACUCUGAAAAUCUUGUUGAAGGAUCCAAAGGUAAAGGACAUGCUGUUAAAGUCUUUUCAGAAAGAAAUCAAUGAAACCUCAAUUCUUAAAGACUUUUGUGAUGGUGAAGCUUAUAUCAAACACAGAUGUGGACACUCUGAUGGAAAAUGCAUUCAUUUGUUAUUGUUUCAAGAUGCAUUUGAAUUUAAUGCAUUUGGACCAUCAGCUUCUUUUUUUAAAACUCUUGGUUUCUAUUAUCUAGUUGGCAAUCUAGAUCCAGAAUUUCGUUCGAAAGUGGAUGUGAAUCAGCUUGCAGGCUUGGUUUUGGAGAAAGAUACAGUUCCAACUGUAGAGGAGGAGUUAGAAUGCAAAGAUAUACUGAAAGAAGCUAUAAAACCCCUUUUGGAUGAACUUGAAGACUUGAAGAAGAAUGGAAUUGAUGUGGAUGGAGAAACUAUUCCUGUUUGCUUGUUGUUUCUUAUUGGGGAUAAUCUAGGACAGCAUAUAUUUGGAGGAUAUGUGAAAAACUUCACAUGUGACUUCUUUUGUCGAUUUUGUACUAUCUCAAAGGCUGAAUUCCUUUCCAAUCCAAGUGAAGUAAAAGCUCUCAGAACACCCGAGGAGUAUGAUAAUGCUGUUGCCACUGCAAGACUGAAGUGGGAGCAAAAGCGGAAACAGUAUUUAAUCGCAGUCAAGAAAGCAACCCGGAGGAAAGCCAAGAAGCGAGCAGGAAAAGUCACAGCACGGAUGUCUGCCCCUGCUUUGAAGAAAUUAAUGACAGUCGGCAUAGCUAAAGAUGCUUACAAAAAAAUGUGUGCUGUCAAUUUUAGAGCAGUAAAAUAUCGAGCAUCUCCUUUCAACUCUACUGUAACUGGUUUCCAUGUCUCAUCACCAGCCAUGCCACCAUGCAUUGCCCAUGACAUUUUUGAAGGUAUUUUGAGAUGUGUUUUGCCUAGGGUCAUGCAAUAUUUCAUUAAUGAAAAAGAGUGGUUUGACCUGCCCACCUUGAACAGGCGAAUUAGGGGCUUCAAGUGCAAAGGCUCAGAUAAACGGGACGCUCCUCAACCUUACAAGUCUCUUGAUAAACUUACAGGAAAUGCUGUUCAAAACUGGAACCACUUGAGACUUUUACCCCUGAUCCUUGGAGACUUGAUUCAGGAUCCUCAAGAUGAAGUAUGGCAAGUUGUUUUAAACUUAAAAGAAAUUGUUGAGUAUAUCUGUGCCCCUAAAAUCUCCAUGGCACAAGUGGCAUAUUUAAAACAACUCAUAAGAAGAUUCAUCAAUUCCUUGCUACGAUUAGAAAAGUUCUUCCCUAAGUGUUUGAUUCCAAAAGUUCAUUUUUUGGCACAUAUGGCUGACUUAAUCUGUAUAUUCGGGCCAUUAAUGAGAUUGUUUACUCUCAGAUUUGAGAGCACCCACAAGUUUUUCAAAACUGUUGUUCGGAAUUGUAGAAAUUACAUUAACAUCACCAAAAUGAUGGCAAAGAAAUUUAUGCUGAGAUUUGCUUCUAUUCAAGCUGGAGAUGGAUUUCCCGCUGACAUAAUUUAUGAUCCGACUUCAUCCUGCUGUGUUAAUUUGAAGACUUUACCUGAAGGGAAAAGAAUUGCAUUUCCAAACAUGUUUGAUCCAUCUGAAUAUGAAGCAUUGACUUCAAUUAUUGUUAAAGGGACUGAGUACAAGAAAGGAUUUUAUUUGGUACUCAGGUCAACAAUGGAUUCAACAUCAUUGACAGUUGGCCUUAUCGAUUUAAUCUUGCUUGACUCUUCAAAUAAUGUUUCUUUUUUAAUGGAAGUUAAAGAAGCUAAUGACAGUUUUAAAGGGUUCUAUGAGCUUGAGAAAUCUUCCAGCACCAAGUACAAACUACUUCCUUAUGAAAGUAUCAUAGACUUCUAUCCUUUACCAUCAUACACUGUCUGCGGCAUUGAGUGCUUAACAUUAAAACACUCAAUUUGUGGUGAUGACAAUUAGUAUUGUUCUCUUACAGUGAUUUUAUAAACAUACAGUUUCAUUCAUUGAAAUUGAAUACUUCUGUACGUUAUGCUCCAAAUGAAUUGUCUUUAUUUUGCAACUUCCAUCCCUCAGCCAAAGAGAAG
Molecule: messenger RNA, 2111 nt
Organism: Thrips palmi
Lineage: Eukaryota; Metazoa; Arthropoda; Insecta; Thysanoptera; Thripidae
Exons: 2
Coding region: 79-1986 (635 amino acids)
Source: RefSeq, a predicted model, not a curated record